Molecule: messenger RNA, 2957 nt
Organism: Capra hircus (goat)
Lineage: Eukaryota; Metazoa; Chordata; Mammalia; Artiodactyla; Bovidae
Product: collagen alpha-2(I) chain-like
Exons: 5
Coding region: 1-972 (323 amino acids)
Source: RefSeq, a predicted model, not a curated record
AUGAGAGAGGCGGAUAGGGCUCCGGGCCGAAGCAGCGCGCGGCCGGGGACCAGGGGAGCUGAGCGCAGGGGAGGGGGGCAGGUUACAGGGACCCCCCCCUCCCUGGGAACCGGCUGUGGGCGGGGCUUGCACCCCGGAAACGGUGGGGGUCCCAGGCCUGGCCCUGGACCCCUGGGCAUUGGGCAUCGGGAAGGGGCCAGUCAAAGGGCCGGGGGCGCUGGGGAGAGGCGGGGCAGGGUGGUGGGGAGGGGAGCUGGGACUAGGACCCCUGGACUGAGUGGGGCCCGAGAGCUGUGCACUCUGCGCCCGAGGAGCCCCCGUUGGCCUGGGGGAACUGAGGGACUGAGUUCCCCAGAGCAGGACCUCCCCCUGGAAGGGCCGCGCCGAAGCCCGUGGGAGGGCCUCGCCCCCGGCGCCCCCCAUCUCCACUCGCCGCCGUCCCGGCCUCCGCCGGAGAGAGGGGCCGAGCAGCUUCAGGGGACCGUGGACCCCGUCGUUCUAAGCGUUUCGCGCCCCGCGCCGCCCGGCCCCCUCGCCGCCGAUGGCCGCCGACGUGCCGGGAGCUGCCAAGAAGGGAGAGAUGGCUCCCAGGACACGUGUGAGCCCUUAACCCUAGGCAACUGGCUUUCCUUCCCCUUGCGGAUCCCCAUCCCCGCCUGGAGUUGCAGCCCUCCAAGGCGCCUCACCUGGAGCGCUAGAGGGUUCCUUUCCCCCCGUGGAUUGGUCUGGAAAGCUGGCUUGGGGAGAGCCGGGGAUGGAGCACAUUUGGAGAACAGGGGAAGAGUUGGGACCUGUCUCAGUUGUUCCACAGACAAGGAGCCCUGGUUUUCCGCCCUCGGCGUUGCUGACGCCCCCAAUGUCGUUGAGCAGCCGGGCGCCAGGGGGCCGGAGCGCGCCGAUGCCGAACCUGCUGCUGCUGCUGGGCCUCUCUGCGAACUGAGUGCGGGGACUGCCACUUCUGCCGAGACAUGAAGAAAUUCGGGGGGCCCGGGCGCAUGAAGCAGGGGGGAGGGGGGCACCCUUCCCCAGCUGACCUCAGCACCUAUCUGGGGGGCUGGGGGUGACUCCUUCAAGGGUCAUGUAAAGUUGCCACAGAUUCGCUCGUUCGUUCACUGGCUGGUUCACAUAUCUGCCAGGCCCAUUUCUGUCCUCAGCUUCAAGCUGGGGCCAAUGUUAGGGUCCACAGAAGAAUUCCUCCCACACCCUACUUCAGGCCUUUCCCAACUUUCAGAGGCAGAGACCCACAGAAAGCUCGGGCCCCCUUGGACACCCUCCCUAGAGCCAAGAAUGGGUCUUUGCCUUCUUCGGCCUCCUUUUCACCUGUGAGAGUGGUCUUGGAUUUGAAGCUAGUCUUACCCACUGUGUGGCCUUGAGCAAAUCACUGUGACCCUCAAGGUACCUCCUCCGUGAAAUGUUUCCUUUGUUGAGUUGUAAAGGUCAUACAGCAUGGAUAAGAACGUACCUGCUGCCAGGCGCAGCACACAGUAGGUAUCCAAGAACCAUGGGGUUGUGCUCGCCUUCCUCAUCCUUAGUGCUCCCCAGGGCUCCCGAGAGUGGGCCUUUCCCAGUAGCCGAGGGCCCAGCUCGCAGUGCCCUCCCGGCCGUCUCCGUCUGUCCUCAUCUCUGUCAGCGUCUCUCUGACCUCCGACUGCUUCCGUCUCUGUUUUCUUUGGACGCUUCUCCAUCUCUUUUUCUCUCUGGGUCCUUCUUGUCUCCCUCUACGACUUCCCGUAUCUGUCAUGUCCUUGCUCCCCCGAGUUUCUCCACCGCUUGCGUCUGCCUCUCUGAGCAUCUCUGUCUUCCCGUGUCCUGUUUCCUCUUGGCCCGCUGUCGCCUGUGCAUAUCUCCACCUCAUCUCAAGGAAGGGACACCUGUCACUCUGUUUGCCUCUGUCCUUCUGUCUGUCGUGUCCUGGCCAGGAACACGCCUGUUGGCCCUGUGGUGGAAGGGCUACUCCAGACAGAUUUCAGCCACCUUCGCCCAGGGUCACUCUACCUGCUGCUCUCCCUGUCCCCCACCCCACCCCUUGUGGCCCUGCCGCCUCUCCUUUUGAUGCCCUCCCCCCUUCCCCUCCCUCUGCCCUAAUCCACACCUUCCCUUCUCCUCAAGUCAGGUUUAUGGAGACAAAAAAAAAAAAAUCUCACCCCUUUGAAGAGUUUUAUUUAUGAGAAUAAAUCAAUUUUUUGUAAAUAAAAUGUUUAACAAGAACAUUGAAUUUACCAGUAUAUACAGUCGUUGACAAUAGGGAAACACAUUUAAGGAGAAUAAGAUCCUUGGGGUAUGGCCUGGUGCCCCCAGCCAUCUGCAAAAGCCACACUAUAAAUAGGAGCUUUCAGGAGAGCCCAGGCCCGGGAUGCCAGCUGUCAUCCCGAAGUGGAUGUGACCUGAGCAAGAAACAGAUGUGACGCAGGUCCUUAGCUUUUCAAGAGUCAGACAUCCAUUGAAUAGGAAGUGAAGCACCGUAAGAUGGGAAGUUGGAGCAGUGGCCACACUCAGAGAGGUAGUCUAGAGCAGGAAGUGAACUCCAGAAAAAAGGGACGCCUCGUUGCUCAGAAAGUCCAUAUCUGCAUACAGGAAGUGAGGUCGACAGAGACAAGAAGGCUAUCCCUUGACCUCCUCUAAAUUGCAGGAAGGGGACCAACUGUACUCCCCCUGUAGACUGGGAAGUGAAAGUGAAAAGUGUUCCUCACUCAGUCCAAUCCCACUCUUUGUGACCUCAUGGACUGUAAGUGAAACCUCUUCAAAGAGGUAUUUCUUUCCACCCAGGAAGUGAGCCACCAGUACCACUGGAAUGGGAAUUCAUGAGAUGCUGUCCAUGGAGUCCCACCCAGAUCUGGAAGGGAGGCCACAGGAUCUGGGCAGGAAGGCCCAGGCAUAAGGACUAGACGCCUGGUCCCAGGAAAUGUUCCCAGAUACGUGGUACACAAGCCCUGCUAGACAACAAGGCAGAAAAGACU